This is a messenger RNA of Lactuca virosa, 1449 nucleotides long. Lineage: Eukaryota; Viridiplantae; Streptophyta; Magnoliopsida; Asterales; Asteraceae. The record is from the annotation of a GenBank genome assembly.
AUGUCAAGCUGGGAAAUAGCAGUCAAAAAUGAGAAUUAUGGUGGAGUCUUCACAAGUCAUCCCUCAACAUGGGUUAAUGUGAAACAACUGAACAUAGUCAGACAGUCUCCAAGGCGAACAUGGAAGAAGACUACGGUGUCAUAUAUUUUGGUGAUAUUGUUGAUUAACAAAGGUUUCAGAUUGGACGCCGACAUACGCUUCACUGCAAUCGAGUAUGGUAAUUUCGUCCAAUUGCUGAAUGAAGUUGCAAACAUACUACUAGGUAAAUUUUUGCCUCAUUCGUGGAAUAAAUGCUAUGGUAGAUGUUAUUGUUCGAAUUCUCAAAUGUCUUGAAAAUUUGCAAAAACUAGUUACCAUGAUGUUACUACAAGUUCAAUAGUUCUUAAUUCUUCAUCAUGACUUUGGUUAAAAUUGAAUGACAAUAAUUUUAUUGGUGAACUUCUUCGAGAAUUUGAAAUUUACGUGAUUUAAGAUUUUUAGAUUUUGGUGAUAAUAAAUUCUCUAGAAUUAUAUCCAAAUGGAUUGGAGAAAAUCUUACACCUUUGAUGGUUUAUGAUUAUACGAACAUAAGUUCACAUAAUGAAUUCUUUGCUCAUUAUGCAAAACUUCAAGCUUUAGAUGAUGCAUUCAACUUCUUAGUAGGAACCAUCCCUUAUUUUCUAGGACAGUUAAAUGACAUGGUUGAGAGAAAAAUCGGUUGACCGGGAUCAUUACUCUAAGCUUGGCGACUUUGACUUUUUUGAGUCAUCUGAAGCUGUCACACCAAAUAGGAUAUUAGUUGAAUGCUCUUUACAAAUCUGUCAAUAUAUGCUUGUAUGAAGAUCCAUGACAUGUACUUUCCUAGACAAUGAGGGAUGGUUCUUGUAAAGUUUUAUGCAACUUUCAAAAUUUAAAGAUUUGAAGCUUUGCACAAAAAUCGAGGAAUUCUUCUGGUGAAAUUAUUUUUGUCUAAUCUCAAAACCUUAUUAAAGGUGUAAAUGUUUUCUCCGAUCCAUUUGGGUAUAUUUCCAGAGAAUUUAUUAUCACCCAAAUCUAAGACUCUUAAAUAUCGUAAAUUUCUAAUUUUCGAGAUAAUUCACCAAUAAAGUUAUUGUCAUUCAAUUUUAACCAAAGUAUCGAUGAAAAAUAUUAAAGAGCUAUAGAACUUGGAAUGACACAAGACAUUUGAUUUGAGCUAAAUCUCAUGGUAAGAGUAGCUCAUACGGCACAAGUUACACAUACAAGGAUUCUCAUGGUAACCAACUUUUGGAGUACUUCAUCUCCAUGUUCUUGACUCUUGUUAUAUUUUUCUAUGAUGCGAAGGUUAUGGUGUUGUAAAAGUGACUUUAAAUGUAUUAAUUUGUAUAAUGUAUUUUUGUAAAUCAGGGAGAUUUUGCCAAAGUUGAAACCUCUAAAAUCAACUUUGGUGCAUGUGUUUGUAUAAAAGAGACUAAACUACAACUUUAAUCC